This is a messenger RNA of Saprolegnia diclina VS20, 5447 nucleotides long. RefSeq lists its product as hypothetical. The coding region runs from base 1 to 5139 and encodes 1712 amino acids. The record is from RefSeq and is a predicted model, not a curated record. The transcript is spliced from 2 exons. Lineage: Eukaryota; Oomycota; Saprolegniomycetes; Saprolegniales; Saprolegniaceae.
AUGCACUGGUGGGUCGGCGGCGGGUACCUGGCCUUUACGAUCGGCUGCAGUGUCGCGUACUUGGUGCUUGUCGCUGAGAGUUUGACCAACGACCUCUUCUGGCCCGACUUUGUGCCGGUCGGCGGCCAGCUCUUGCUCGUCGACUUGUUUCACCGCCUGCGCCGCGCCUCGACCUUCGACUUGUACGCGGUGCCCAUGCUCAAGACGUACAACGCGCCGUGUGCUGUGAGUGAGAUGCUCUCGACGACGCCGCGUGCGAUUGCACUUGCCCAGCUGACGUCGAUCGAAGAUGCGAUUCUGGGCUUUCGGGCACUCGACGCCGCCUACAGCUUGAAUCUCAUGUCGCAGUACUGCUUUGUCGACCUUCCUCGGCGCUGGGAGCUUGCGCACACGUCCGCGCGCCAAGCCCGGUGCCAUCGCGCGGCGUUGGCGGGCAAUGGCGCCGUGUACCUCGAGACCCUAUUGCGCAAUGUCGAGUGGGCCCAAUGGAUCGCUGUGUACGCGACAAGCUUCCAACUGGCGGUUGCUGACGAGCUCGAACGCUCCAACGACGGUGUCGCGUGGCUGCAAAAUGUGCAGAACGCGUUCGAGUCGGUCGCGACGGAAGCCCACUACUGGCGCUCGCAAGGCAUCCAGCGCUACCAGCUGCAGUGGAGCAACGACGUGCAGUUUGGCUUGCACGAAACCAUCUCGCUCGUCAACGCCCUUGGGACCGUGCAGGUGCUCACGACGUACAACUUGCCAUUUUCCCAUCGAGGUUCGUUGUGGACCUCGUUCUACCAGCAGUGGGGCUUCUUUGACGAUCUCUGGGCCGCCUCGGUGGUCAACGGCAGCUUGGUACGAAGCGCGGCGAACUUCAUGGGCGACAACGAGACGAGCAUGGAGGCGCUCGCGGCGCUCUAUCCGUUCACACGCGCCAGUAUUUGCAUCCGCGCGGCUCUCGGGCCCUUUGUCUCGACCGACAUGUACCUUCUUCCGCCGCCAGCCUCACUACUGAGCGCUGUCAGUAUACUGGAAGCAAGCGUAUCGACCCUCAUCGAUGCCGUGGCGUUUGCACAGCUCGUACCUGAAGUGCUCGACCCGAUCCCAAUGACGUGGCAGGACCACAGCGAUGCAAUCUACUUUGGCGGGAAUCCAUUCUGCGCCCUCAUGCCCGGUGCCACCUUUGUUCAACCGUCAUUUGCAUUUGACGCGACGUGCACGACGAUGACACCGGCGUCCGUGCUGGUGACACCGAUGGCCGCGGCGUUUGCGACGGCGGUGGCAGGCACAUCGCGCGUGGCCUGCAAUGCCUGUCGCACGCUAGCACCUGCAUGCCGGGAGCUUGUAUCGCAGCUGGCGCAUCUCUUGGACGAUGCCAAUGUGUCAUCGCCCGAUGGCAUGUCGCUCGUCCAGAGUGAGAUUGCGAAUCUCGGCGUCGAGUUGAUCCAGUUUGCUCUUGUCAACCAUAGCGACAAUACCGUCUAUCGGCAACCGCUGCUCGGAGAGGACUAUGCCUUCUUUGGCUACAUCAUGCUCUACGAGUGGGCGAUCGGGCACCGCGAAGUCGUCUCGUUUCAUGGUGACGUCACGACGUUUGUGCUCAUGUCGGAGCCGCUGACGCCCUUGCCGCUGGCCUUGAGCGCCAACGAGAUUCCCCACAGCACGAGCCGCUACUUUUGGCUGCUUGCAGUCAUCACCACCAUUGGUUUAGCGGGUCUCGCACUGGUACUGCUCUUGCUGGGCGCGCGGCACUGGCGAAACAAGGCGAUUCUGCGCUUCAAUCGCAUUGCUGCGCCGGUGUGGAUUGGGCGGCCGCUCCUCCUCGUCCGUAGCAUCACGGGUAUCAUGGUGCUGAGCACGGCGCCCAUCGCUUUUGACGCCUCGGUCGGCCGCGGUACAUUUUAUGCCGCGCCCCGUUCUCUCCCGGCGACACUACUGAUUGCGGGCGAAGCCGUGUGGCUGACGUACGUCAUCACGGACCUUCUCGUCAUCGUGACGGAGCCCUACACAAAGUAUUACGCGCCGCUCGGUAGUGUCCUCAGCUGGAUCGCAGUCGCUGCCCUCGAGAUGACACAAGCCGUGACGCCCGAGGUGUCGGUCGCGCAGACCUGCACCCGGACAAACGUCAAUGUGCUACUCACAUGCUCGAUCGGUACGGUUCGCAUUGGGUCGGUCACGCGUGUGCUUUGCAUUUGUCUUUGCCAAGUCGCGUCGCUGCUUGUCGCGUAUGGGCUUGUACGUCUAACUUUUCGACGCCGCCCGCCUCGGCCACCCCCGAUAACGUCGUACAUUAUCCCUGCGAGUCUUGUGGCCUUCACCGACGCGCCCGUCGAUGCAUGGGCCAUGCACCGCGUGGUCGCAUUGCUCAGUGGGUCGCUGCGACUCCGGCCGCACUGGUUCUUUGACGUCAAGCUAUGGCGCGUCUUUGAAAAGGAGAUAGGUCCGCGCGAAGUGGUGCUCCAAGAUUUGCUAAUUGAGAUCCCAAGCAGUCGCCUGCACCGGUACAAGCGGCGUGUGACGCUCGGUUUUGGGCUCACGUACCUCGUGGCGACGGUGGGCAGCAGUCUCUCGUACCUACAACUCUCGACCGUGAGCUUGGCCAACGACUUUUACUGGGCGACCUUCAACACCACUGGCGCGCACACGUAUGUGGCCAACUGGUUCAAUCGGUACCUCUACCUGAACCCGACGCUGCUCAACGCAUCGCUUGCCAAUGACGCGUAUGGCGACACGAUCAACUAUGGUGACGCAUCUGCCGUCAUUGCCUACUCGACGCUCUACGCCAAGAAGGUGCAUUUCGAAGUCACAAGUGAUUUGGCACUGGCGAUUCAUGGACUUCGGCAAACCGACCCAUGUCUGAUGCCUUGGAUCGCCACGCAGUACUGUUGGCUCGACCUGGAUCGUCGCUGGGCCAUGGCCAACUCCAUCAAGCGACAAGCGCGCUGCGAGAAGUCCUAUACAGCAAACGCCGCCGUCUACCUCGAGGCGCCACUGAGAAAUGCCAACUGGCAAGACUUUGAGGUUUGCUGGGGCACGUCGUUCGACAUUGGAUUUGGCGAGCACCUCAAACGCGAUGUAUCGGGACGUAACUGGCUAGAGACGCUAGAGUCUAAUGGCCGCUCGGAGCUGGACGAAGGUGCCUACUGGCAGUCGAAAGGCCUCUUGACGUACACAGUGCAGUGGCAAAACUACAAAACGAUCGGGCUCGUUGACACCUUCGCGAUCGAAAAUGCCUUUGGACUGACGUACGCGCUCACGCUCAAGGCGACAACAGGCCUCUUUCAUAUCAAGAUGCAAACCUCGAUGAAGAUGUACUGGAGCUUUGCAAGUGAUCUCUGGGCGGUGGCCACCAACGGCUCGGGUAUCCACGGUCGAUCGCUGCUCCGAUCGAGCUCUAACUUUGCGUUUGCCAACACGACGCCGAAGGUCAUCUACGUCAUCAACAACACACUCUCAUCCCCACGCGAUGCGGCGCUUCAAGCAUUCGAGAUAUUUCUGGGGCCGUUUGGGUCCGUGGAUCUGCGCUACGUCUCGCCACCAGUCUCCCUUUUGCAGCUACAACAACCAAUUCUCGAAGCCCUCAGUGUAGUAUUGGUUGCUGGGACGGACCGCGACGCGGCGCAGGCAGCGUACAACCACAUGAGCAUCCUCGGUGUGCUCGUGCCACGACCACUCGCCUUGGACCCUUCUCAGGUCGCAUGCCUCGGUGGCAGUCUUCUCUGCGGUGCGGUGCCCCGGGCCAUGAACUUUUCAUAUGGCAUGGGCAGCUUCUUUACGGCUGACGCUGCGUGCACGACCGGCUACAACGAGUGGAAUUACGUCUUCAAGCCGCAGGUUCUUUUCGCUGCGAUCGCGUCGGGCCUUGCGCUGCACAUGCCGUCGGCCGCCACCACGGCCUGUCUCUCGGAAGCGGUGGAUCCGGUCGGGUGCCACACCUCGCUUCGAAGCAUCAGCGAGUUUGUGAGUACAUACUUUACCAGUGCGGCACUGCGCUCGUGGGAAGCGCACGCCGUCCCCGUGACACGUGACAUCGCCGCGCUGGAGGUCGCGAUCGCCCAGAUCACCGAGGACGGUCGCGGCGCCAAGCUCUUUCAUCAACGCCUCUUUGCGCCAGAGGACCCGACGAUGCAUUUCACCAUGUGGACGUUUGCAUACGACUGGGCGAUUGGUGUUCGUGAAGUCGUCGUAUUUGAUGGUGACACUGCGUCCGUCACUGUCCUCUCGGCGACCACGCCCAUGUCCACGGCCGCGGCCAGCCCAUACGAGCUACCUUCCAACGUUGCCGUGUACUUCCGAGCGCUGUGCCAGUACAUAUCGCUCGUGCUCCUCCUACUGGCGCUCCUCGCGGUCGUCUACACGGUCCUCAACGGCUUUACAAGCGACGGGCGCAACCUCUGGAAGGUCAACCGCGUCGGCGGCAUGGUCUGGGUCGGUCGGCCGCUCCUCUUUCUGCGAAGUGUUACCGCGCUCUGCAUUUUGAGCAGCGCCGACCUCUCGCUGCAGCGCGUUGGCGACGUCACUCGGUUCGUGACACCCAAAGUCACGCCCCUCACGAUCGUCACCAAGGUGCUCGUGGCCGGCGAAGGCUGCUGGCUUGCGUACAUUGCUUGUGACAUGUGCAUGGUAUUUACAAAAGAGUACACAACGUCGUACGCAGGCAAGGCGGCUGUCGCCGUGUGGGCCCUCGCCGCGCUUCUAAGUACCCUGAGUCCCGUCAUGCACCGCGCCUCCAUUGAACGUCGCUGUCGCGUGGUCGCGACCGACUUGCAGCUCACGUGUGCCAGCGGCGUCGUGACCAUUGGCAGCCAGUCGCGGCUGCUAAGCUUGGCGCUAAUUGCGCUGCUUGCGCCGUUUCUUCUCUACCUCCAUGAUCGCGUCCGGUAUUCGAUGUCGCCGCCCACCUCUCGGCCGUCGUACAUGCUGUCUUGCGGCGCCGAGUAUCUCUUUGCAACUGACGGGUGGGUUGCUGGCGGCGUGCGCUACGUGGACUUUGCGUCGGCGGCGCUCACGGGGCUACUCGUAUUCCCGUACAGGCGCCAUAUCUACGUGUUUGACAUCAAAACGUGGCGCCUUCUCGUGCUGAAUAACGACGCGCCCAUUGACGAGAGAGUCGCGGGCCAAGUCCACCUCGUGCGCGCACUUGCUUGCGUCGAGUAGGAUGAUCGCGAUACAAGUCCAGUUGAACAGGAACGGAAGAUUCACUUGACGCGCCAUUCGGACCUUAUGGGGUGCCUGCUGCCGUAGCCUCCGCUGCUGAGCUCAUCGUACCCGACGUCAUCCAACCCAAGUAUUGGCUACAAAGUGAUGCUUUGCACGGUCAAAAUUUAAGCCGACUUGCAGUGGCUCGACAGGGUGGACUGCGUAUAUAUUUUUGCUUUUGAGCACGAGCCGUACCGCUACUUGCGUGUCGACAGCAUUCGACGUCUUGAGCCGUCGACGACGCCUCUCGAUACGAGACCUAGAUG